UCGAAGUUUGCAGCAUUAUAAUAGAUAUUUGAGUGAUCUGUCUCCUGACCAGAGGUUGCUGGUUGAUUAUCUAUUUUACAAUGAGUAUGAAGAUGUUGCAUAUAUGUCAUUGGAUACAGAUUCUGAGGAAGUGAAGAUGAAAAAUGACAUUAUGCAAAGUGAACUUACAAGUGAUCUCAUUGUGGAUUUUGAUAAUCCUCAUAGCAACUAUGCGGUUCAGCUGUACAAAUUCGACUUAAUUAGCAUGCCUCGUCAAGGUUGGCUGACAAGUGGAGUUAUUGACGGAUGCGUCUUCAUGUUCAAUAGGCAAGAAGAGGAAUCACCUUCUGCAACAAGGAGAUUUUGGUUUAAUAUUAUGCCUUUUAACUAUAUCAAUUGGUUGUGUGCUGAGAAGGUAAAAAAGGUUCAGUUUGAGAGUGAGAUUGCUGAAAAUGAGAUUAUUUUGAAGAACCUGGAGGGCACUAGGCAGUAUGAUCAGAAGUUUAAGGAAUGGGAAGAAAACAAGAAAAAGCUUAUUACAAAAGAUGAUGAUUUAUUCUACAAGAAAUGUAAGGAAGCUAUUUCUUCAUGGGUGAAAUCAUUUCCACGCAAUGAUAUUCGAGAAGCUGAACUGAUUUUUGUUCCUGUUCACAAGGAUGAUCAUUAUACUGUCUUGGUGCUGAACAAGAAAGCAAAAAGGAUUGAAAAUAUUGACAAUCGUACAGACAUGAAGGACAUUGAUAGAUAUAAGCAUGAGGAAUUUAACGGUCUUACAUACUUUUGUCGUGCUUUUGAUUCUUUUAUGAAAGAGACUAUGAGAUGUCGUGAUUUUGAUCGUCUCCACCAUUGGCAAACAUCAACUCUUUACUUCCCUUGGAGAAGCAAGGACAACAAUUUUGAUUGUGGUGUCUAUGCAAUCAAAACCAUGGAGCUGUAUGACGGUCAAAAUACUAACCAUGCUGCACUUGUUGACCUUAAAAGGGCAGCCACCAAAAACCUUGAGCGGUGUAGGCUUGCUCUUCGUCUUGUGGACCAUCCUUUAAACAAACUGAGAGAGAAAGUGAAGCAUGACUGUUAUGUUUGGUCUGCAAAGAAACCUGAACUGAUGGCAAGACAGAAGAUAAGGAAGGAUAAAGAGGCUGUUCUAGAUAAAUUAGCAUUUAAUCGAUCAAAGAAGACGAAUAGAAAAGAAGCACACAUUUUACGGCGAAGGAGGGAUCAUGAGGCGAAAGUAGAAGAUGUGUUGAAUAAUAAUUUUGGAGACAAAGUGAAAAUAGAGCAACUGUUGAAAUUUCAUUAUUGUUAGGUGCCAAACUUUUUUUUAUUAUUAUUAUAAUGUACAGUAGAAAUAGAAACCAUUGAAUUUUGCAAUGUACAGUACAAAUAGCACAGAACUCAUUUUACAUUUUAUAUCUGUGUUCUUUAAUGAAUUGUACAUUUACACUUA
Beta vulgaris subsp. vulgaris (sugar beet) is the source of this 1426-nucleotide messenger RNA. RefSeq lists its product as uncharacterized. The transcript is spliced from 5 exons. Lineage: Eukaryota; Viridiplantae; Streptophyta; Magnoliopsida; Caryophyllales; Amaranthaceae. Gene Ontology annotation, biological process: proteolysis. The record is from RefSeq and is a predicted model, not a curated record. Gene Ontology annotation, molecular function: cysteine-type peptidase activity. The coding region runs from base 104 to 1285 and encodes 393 amino acids.